UUCUAUUAUUACGCAAUGGCUUAGAGGGCAGUGCUUUGCCACAUAAUUACAGAGCCAAUCUGUAUUAGGACCAGGAGUUUGGAUGUUUCUUUCUGUACCAACUAUUCGCCUCCCGCCCACUCAAGCCUCCUCUCUGACACUCUUAGCUUCUUUUUGUAUCCUUGUGCCUCUGGUUUCUGGUUUUCUCCCUUUCCUGUGCUACAUAUUUGUUUAUUGCAGAAGUGAGGGGUCUGACUGAGUCGUGCCUGCACGGAUUCCUAUGCAGCACAAAGCACUUGCUGUAUGUUGCAUCGUCAGAAGAGGAGUCUCAGGGAUUCACAAGCUUGGACUUCACUGAAUCAGGCUGCAUCUGACAAACAAUCUUGUCUGCAUUUUGGUUUGCUAGAGAUCAACCGGGAUUUUUUCUGAUUCUAUCUUCUUUUGAAAAAAGGAUGCAUGGCAUAGAAAGAAGGUCUAAGUGCCUGUCUGAGACUAUUUUACCAAACCUGGGAUAAAUGUUACUUCUCAAAGGCACUGAAGUGAGACUGAGAAGCCUGUAGUUCCUGGGGUCCUGCUUCUUGAUCUUCCUGAAAACUGGAACCAUGUUCACCAACUUCCAGUCAGCUGGGAUCUCUCUGGAUUCCCACAAUCGUUAGAAAAUCAUCAAGAGAGGUACUGUUGCGUGAUUUACAAUGGAAAAAUUGCUCUGCAGCAUCCUGGUGUUUGGAAUGGCUGUCACGGUCAAUGCUUGUCCCAAAUAUUGUGUCUGUCAGAACUUGUCUGAGUCACUGGGGACUUUGUGUCCCUCCAAGGGUCUCCUUUUUGUGCCGCUGGACAUAGAUCGAAGGACUGUUGAACUCCGUCUUGGGGGCAACUUUAUUAUUAAUAUCAGCCGACAGGAUUUUGCCAAUAUGUCUGGACUUGUCGACCUUACUUUGUCCAGAAACACCAUCAGUUACAUACAACCCUACUCUUUCACCGACUUGGAGAGCCUUCGCUCUUUACAUCUGGACAGCAACAGGCUGCCUGACAUUGGAGAGGAUAUUUUGAGAGGCUUAAUUAACCUUCAGCAUUUGAUUUUAAACAACAACCAGCUAAGCAGCAUUUCUGAGGAAGCCUUUGAGGAUUUUUUGCUGACAUUGGAAGACUUAGACCUUUCCUACAAUAACCUCCGAAGCAUUCCCUGGGAAUCUAUAAGAAGGAUGAUAAAUUUGCACCAGCUCAGUUUAGAUCACAACCUGAUAGAUUAUAUAACAGAGGGGACGUUUGCAGAUCUUCAGAAACUGGCCCGAUUGGAUCUAACAUCCAACAGACUGCAGACUCCCCCUGACCCUAUAUUUGCCAGAUCUCAAGUAAUUCCAUUAGCUGUUACCCCGUUUUCUCCACCCUUGUCUCUCAGCUUUGGGGGAAAUCCACUGCAUUGCAACUGUGAGCUACUGUGGUUAAGGCGACUUGACAGAGACGACGAUAUGGAAACUUGUGCUUCUCCUCCAGGUCUAAAAGGAAGGUACUUCUGGUACGUGCGGGAAGAAGAAUUCGUUUGUGAGCCUCCUCUUAUCACACAACAUACUCACAAGUUGCUGGUUUUAGAAGGGCAAACUGCCACGCUGAAAUGCAAAGCCAUUGGGGAUCCCACUCCCAUCAUUCACUGGGUAGCUCCCGAUGACCGUUUGAUCGGAAACUCUUCGAGGACAGCUGUCUAUGACAAUGGCACCUUAGAUAUACUCAUCACCACCUCCAAGGAUUAUGGAACUUUCACAUGCAUAGCAGCGAAUGCUGCCGGAGAGUCCACUGCAACAAUUGAACUCUCAAUUGUUCAGCUUCCCCAUCUCAGCAAUGGCACAGGCCGAUCAGCUCCCCCAAAAUCCAGGCUCUCGGACAUCACCAGCUCCACCAAGUCGAAUCGUGGGGAAACAAAAAGCCCGCCAGAAAGGGCUGUCCUGGUGUCAGAUGUGACCACUACCUCAGCUUUGGUCAAGUGGACAGUGAGCAAGUCGGCCCCUCGGGUAAAAAUGUAUCAGCUGCAGUAUAACUGCUCGGAUGAUGAAGUCCUGAUCUACAGGAUGAUACCAGCUACAAACAAGGCUUUUGUUGUAACCAACCUUGUUUCUGGAACAGGCUAUGACCUCUGCGUCCUGGCAAUGUGGGAUGACACAGCCACGACCCUUACUGCCACCAAUAUUGUGGGAUGUGCCCAGUUCUUCACCAAAGAAGACUACCCUCAGUGCCAGUCGAUGCACAGUCAGUUCCUGGGUGGGACCAUGAUUCUGAUAAUUGGAGGCAUCAUUGUGGCAACUCUGUUGGUAUUCAUUGUAAUACUCAUGGUCCGCUAUAAGGUCUGCAACAAUUCCCAAGGGAAGAUGUCUAAUGUCAGCAAUGUCUACUCACAGACAAACGGAGCACAACCAGUUCAGAAUGGAGUCCUGCCCCAAGUCAAUCCCAAAGUGGUGGUGAGGAAUGAACUUAUGGAGUUUAAUUGUCAGUCUGCACGGAGCAGCAUCUCCUCUUCCUCCAGCUCUGCAAAUAGUCGUGACUGUGACAACUAUAGCCUCCAAAGUGAACAGGGCACAUUGUCCAGUAAAUGGAGGCCUCCUUCCAGGUCAAAACACAAUAUUGACCGGUUAAUGGGAGCUUUUGCCUCCCUGGAACUGAAAUGUCAGAAAAAGGAGGAAAUGACAGACUCCAGAACUUCCACGGUGGCCCGCCACUCGGACAAAGAGCCACUGCUGGGCCAGACGGAGUCAAAAUUGCGCAGCUUCCUCAUGUUGCCUCUGGAGGGCAAAACCAAACGUAGCCAUUCUUUUGACAUGGGGGACUUUGCUACAUCUCAGUGUUGCACCUACCCAAAAAAGAUAACAAACAUUUGGACAAAGAGGAGCCUCUCGGUCAACGGCAUGCUUUUGCAGUAUGAUGACAAUGACCUAACAGGGGCAAAAGGGACUUUCGGGAGCUCAGAGUGGGUAAUGGAAAGCACGGUGUAAAUAUCAGUGUCUCCCCCCUCCUCUUCUCCCUUCAUAUGUUAUAAAGCGUGGUUUGCUUCAGGACCAUGCAAUUGGAAAGAGAGGGGAGGAAACAUUUUCAGUUGUACUGGCCAAAAAGAUAGAUAAGCAAGUAAGUAACAGGGAUAUUAAAAGAGCAAGAAGGUCAUGAAAUGUGAAUAGGCACGUAUGGCACCAUUCCUGUCUGGCCCCAACUAAACCAUGCGUGAAUGUUUCAAGGAAUUUGCUAGUUGUAUUUAGCAUUACUUUCCAAAAGAUACUUAGACUCUUGGUGAACCACCACACAAGAUUAAACAAGGAGGAUGAAAAGGGGUUUAACAGGAGAAAUUCAAUAUUUACAGGGUUCCUUUUUUUUCUUUUUUUUUUUUUUUUUUUAAAGGGCACCUCUUUCUUUUCUUUUAACCACAGAAAUACAGUUCUGUGGAUAUGACUGGUGCUAGGAUAUAUCUGGUUGUUAUUGCAAAUGAUUUUCUCAAAAGUGCAGGCAUGGCACCCACAGGGACAGAUCAGAGCAAAUUGUUCAGCAUAAUCUCAUGGUGUUAACUGUGACAUCUGGGCAAACAAUAUUUGUUGCUGAGUGGGCUUUUGGUUGGGAUUUAAUAACUUCUGUUCAGUUUUGAUUUUUUUUUUCGCCUCAACAGAAAGUAUGUUUCCAUGCAUUUUUUGGUUUUGUUUUUGGUCUCAUCAAAUCCCCAAGAUUAAAAGGAGGUAUGUACAAAGGUCAAAUUUCUGAUGUUCUGUAUAAUCCACCUCUAGUAACAUCCCUUUCUGUCCUAGAAAAAACUAAAUCAAGGGACAAAUAAAUAAAAAAAAAUAUCCUUUUUCUUCCAUCUUCCUCAUAGUCUCUGCUUGAGGCAGAUUGCAGCAGCUAUUGGUAUCUGUAAGGGUGUUGCUAUCAAAGAUGGGAAAAAUAGUUAUCAAGAUUUUGUAUUAAAGGAUAAAGAAAGGGAAAACAAAAGUAGCCCCACAUUAUGAAUACUAAUGGCUUCUGGUGAAGGUCACACUGCCACUCUGUUAACUGCUAAAGGAAACACCAAUCCUAUUGUGACAAAAGCUCCCUGUCUGUACAGUCAUCAUGAUACAGCUUGACUGUACCAGUAUCAUCACAAGAAAAAUAAGUUUUUGUGUAUUUCAGGGGAUUGGGUAUAUUCUAAAUUAGCCACAGCAACUCGGUUAGAUUUGGGUAUCUCAGAGCAGAGGGUCUCCCAUGUGUCCCCUGCAUUAUAUACAGCCCUUGCCCAGUCUCUGGUUUACUCCUGCUUCCCUAUCUCUCAUCCUCAGGAAAAUACUUCCCAAGUAAUAACAGGAGCUCUUUAGGACUUGUAAACUGAUUCUCAAAUUCAUUUUUGGUGAGUGUUGCUGUGGUUGUAAAAAUACACAUGGCAAAUCCAGCUGAACUGAUUGUCCUUAACAAUUUUACUGUGAUUUCUAGCAUUCUGGUGGCUACUGCAACUGUCCUAUCAUUUAUUUAUUAAUUUGUUGGCUCCCAAUGAUCAGCUGUUGGGAGCCAUUCUGAAAUUGCACAUUGUUACUAUUAUUUACAUUGAUUUUGUAAAAGAUGUGGAGAAAGGGUGCAAGGCACAGAGAAAAUAACACAUGAAAAAACUUUAUGUAUAUUUUUUUUAAAGGUUCAGAGAUAUAUUGUGACAUGGCUGUGUACUUGAUCUUGUAUUCGUCAUGUUUCCUACUUGGAGUUUUAGAUAAUGACAUCCCUGUGAUCAGAAUAUUUUUUCCUUUUUUUUUUUUUUUUUUUUUUGCUACAAAAUGUACAGUAAAAAACUUACCUGGGGAAAAAAAGUACCUGCUUUUCAUUUGUUUGUUGCUCUGUGGUCUGCUUUGAAACCUAAGUAAGGAGGAGAAAUUAUUUUUUUAAAUUAUCUUGAAAAUUUAGAUGCUUACUUUCUCUUUUUCAAAAAUUGUCUUUCACUUUAGCAUUUUAGGUAUAAAAUAACAAUCAAGAAAUUCAUAUCUUUUUGGAAUGCAUUAGAAAAGAUCUUGUAAAAAACAUUUCACCUCUUUUUCUGUUGUUACAUUCAUACAGAUCUAUAUUACUAAUGUAUUUUAAACCCUGAUCCAAAAUCUGCAGAAAUAAGAGGUAGCCUUUUUUGACUAAGGUCCUGACUUUCUGGAGGUUUUUGCUCAGAUUGUUGCUCAUAAAUACAUUAAUAGAUUCAAAAGAUAUCCAGUCAAACUGUUUGAAGCGUUUUUCAAACCCUGGUCUUCUCGUGCUUUCCAUGAUGAAUGACACCUCUAGUGCCAGAAUCUACAUAAUCCAACUGUCCAGAUGGCACCUUCAUAUCAACUAUUAAUAACAUAUACAUUUAUGUUGCACUAAAAGCUCUUACAGACAUUCAUGUAGUUAGUUAUUUUCUUAUCCUUGUUCCACUGCACUGUGGUUGGGCUUUUUUGUUAGAUUGCUGCUUCACUCUGAACAUGACAUCUGGGUUGCUUUUAAUUUAGCCAUUAAGUUCAUCCUCAAUAUUAGUAGUAUAUGAAACUGUGAGUUUUCAAAGUAUAUCCUAUACUGUUUUCUUUCUCAGAGAUGAAUACUUCUUUUUCACUUUCUGAUACAAGAUUAAAGGAAAUAAGCCAACAGAUGCAGUUCUAAAAUAAGGGAUAGUUGCAAAAAAAAAAAAAAGGUAAUAAAUUCCACACUCUAACAUCUGCACUUAUUACUGUUAAUCAUGAUAUUAAUUCAUUUGUCUUUCAUGAAUGAGGCUCAAUCCACAUUUAGCUGAUUUACAAAUACUGAGCAAAAUGAACCAGGAACCCAGCAAUUAUCUUUGGUGCUCACAGCAUUUGGGAGGAAGAGAACUCAGGACCUAUAGGUGAAGGAGGGCGCCCCAGAUCAAGUCUGCAAGUGGUCAGCUCUGCCUGAUUAUUCUUCUGUAGCUCUUCUGCGUGGUAGAAAUUCUUCCUUGUUUCGCUUCUGAGCACAACUGCACAUCAGUGACUGGUGAAAUGAUAUAUAGAUACCCACUUAUCUGGGUGUAAUAAAUAUUUUCACACAUCAUCGAGAAGCUGAGCUGGCUCCAACGGCCUAGUCCUCUUAUCGCAGAAACCUACACUGAGAAAUUUACACAGUGUUUCACAAGUUAAUAUGUGGUAGUGUGAUGUGAAGCUGCACCAACUGUACUUUAGGGGCAAGUGUCAGGUAAAGUCAGGAAAGUAAGGAAAAUAGCAGAGAUCAACAAGAGACUUCUGAAAAAAAGAAGUCUGGGAAAUUAAAGGUGUUUGAGAAUUUAAAGUAAAGCCCAUGGGAAUAAUUAAAGACAUCUGCGUAUGCAUAUGUAGCCCCUGUUAGGUUUUUGAUAUGUUUUAUAAUAGUGGAACUAGCUUUUUUCCUAAAAAUAUAUGCCAUUGACUUGAAAGAUCAGGAUAUGAUCCCACUGUGAAAUUCUGCAUACACCCCUGAUAAAAAAACCCAACCCAAAUCCCCAAAAUAUUAUCCCGGAGAAUAUUAAACAAGAUGAUGAAAUGGAAAUUUCUGAAAGUAGUGAUUAUGGGGAUUUCAUUUGCUGUCUGCUAGGAACCAAGUGGUUUAUGAAAAGAAAAUAAAGUGCGUGUGUGUGUGUGUACGUAUGAAUAAGAAAGCAGCCCAUACCAUUUCCUUACAUUUAUAUCCUAGAAGAUUUCAUUAAUAGGAAUUAUCUACUGUGCAGGGCUAAGGGUUGGACCCUUGUGGGUCUCCUCCAACUCAGCAUAUUCUGUGAUUUCAGGUUCAAAUGUCCUGAGUAUGCCAGCUCUAGAGAACAGUAAACUUUCUUAGAGGAAGAUAACCCGUUCUAUAUGUCCUCAAACUACACCCUGUACUUUGUUACAAUUUGGAUUAAUUCACUUGUAAAGCAAUGCAUAACAAAGAAAGAGAGUUACCUUUGCACUGCAUGAUGCAAGACUGAAAAUGUGGUGUCUUUUCCUUUGCUAAACCUGUUUCUAUCCCAGACCAUGGGGUUGAUCUGCUCUGGAAACAGGAGAAAAUAAUAUUCCAGAAGACUCUGCUUGUUUAAUUUCUCACUCUUCACCCAGCAAAGGGUUGCAAAAACAGUUGACCAAAAAGAGGUCUUGGAGAUUUCUGAGUGUAAAUAAAUGCAGCAACAGUUUAAGCACUUUCUAACCUGGAGGGUAAGGAAUAAUUCCACCUGAUAACCACGAAAAUAUUUAGGUCUUUGAACAGCCUGAAUGUCACAUCUGUUUGCAAUACUUUGCACCCAUUAAGCACCGGGUAACCCACAGUACACCAUAUGGUGCACAAAACACAUCUUUCUACCUCUUGCAGCCUAUUUCUCUGGAACCUUUUCCAAGUAAUUCUCUGUGUUCAGUGUUUGUAAUUUAAUACUUGGGCAAUUCUGGAAACGUAAUAAUAUUCUGUGUGUGGAAUUACCAAGGGACAUUAUUAGCAUCUUGCAUGUUUCACCUUUAAAUUUCCCUAAACAUGAUGAGUGGAUCCCUCCGAAAACAUUAGAUUUGGUUUUAGGCUGUAGGCCAGAUAAAAACCCAAUCAAAGAGUCCCUCAAAAACCUUACUUUCUAUAUAGAAAUUUUAUGUUCUGCAGUAUGUUUUCCUUGCUCUAAUUAAUUACUACUUAAUCCCCCAAGGUACAGCAUUCCUUAGCUGCUGUCAAAAGGCCCUACUAUACAAAACAGUGCCAGAUGCUUAUUCCCGAUAUUACACUCUCAGCAGAUGGCAAAUGUCAGAGAUAUAAAUAUAUACCCAGAUACAGAUAUAUCAGCCAUUGCAUGUGUUUCUAUUUGUGCAUAUAUAUGCACGUGCACACAUUUAUAUGUUGCGCUCUUAAUCUGUAUGGUUUGUGGUAUAGAGAUUUCCUAGUUUGGUAAUAAGGGAACAUUUACAUUUUUUAUGAAGUACUAAUGGGAGGAAGGGAGGGAGAACAGAAACUUCCUUUUAUAAGAAGCAGAUUAGUAGAUAAUCUGCAUCUCAUCCCAGCUGGGAGAGAUCAGUGCUUCAAAUGAACUUAAUUGGAGGUGAAAGAAUUCAUUCGUUUCCUAUGACCACAGGGAAGGCUCAGCUCCUACGUUAGGGCAUUUAUGCAGCUGAUGCUCGCAUCACAUGCUGUAGAUAAGUCUCCUGUCAAUGAGGAUUGGUGUUUUGCAGGGAGACAAGCAGCCAUAGGGAGCUGCUCUGCAUACACUGUCCCUGUUUGUGAUCUUAAAUGUGCUGACAAUGCUGUACUUUAAUUUGUUAGUGUGAUUGUUUCUUGGGAGAGGGCAGCAUUACAUGUUAUACUCAGUCAUAUGUGGAGCCUGGACACAAGGCUAGGGAAACUGGUGGAAAAGAGAAACAUUGAAAAUCAAUGGCCUGUAUUAGGAGAAAAUAAAUCCUGACUAAAAUCCAUAGUUCUUAGUUUGUAAAUAGGAGAGGAAAAUGUUCCAUUAGUUAUUUGUACAGUUACAGAGGUGGGUAUCAACUUAUGGUUAAAGUUUGCCCAUAAUAUUUUUCAUGCAAUGAGAAAUUGAAUCGAUAUUUUCAUUACACUUUUCAGGUUUCUUGUGUGUGACUACUCUAUUUUAAAUGUAUUAACACUCCUCUUCUCUACAAUGAACAGUGGAGGAACAUUUUAAUACUGAGAUGUAAAUUACUGCCUGUACCGUUUAUGAUUCAAAGAUGGGUGUCUGAACAGGAAAAAGAGAUUGCUGUUCCAGGGAAGUUGUUCCUCUUGGACAGUAUUACUGGUACACCAGCAUGAAAUGUAGUAUCUGAGAAGGGAAAGGCAAGGCUGCAUGAAGGGAAAUAUCUACUUUAUACCCUAAGACUUACUAAGACUUCAACAAAAAUCUGAAGAGUGGAUGUGUUAAUCUUCCUUCUUUUGAACAUAACUCAGAGUUGUGAAACUAAAAAUAAUUAGGCUCAUAGUUCUGAUGUGCUAUAUACACAAAAAUGGUUCUCGUUGGACAGAUGUGAUCCGAGUAUUGCUGCAGCAGAGAGCUGCAUGCUGGGCAUCAGUAGGAACUGGUGUCAUGCACAAAGGCUGAUGAAGCAGGAUCUCCAGGAGAGGAUCACAGGAGAUGUCACAGCAUGAUGGGAGGCUUGGUGAUAUAGGAACAGGUUAGACCUGGCUAGUCCAAUAAAUUGCUCUUAUCCUAGUAUACUGUGACAGUGUUCAAUACUAGUUAUUUCAGAGAAAGCACCUCUAGGAAAACUUCUGAGAGCUUUGACAGAGCUCUGAAUGAUUCCUCUUGUUUUGGAGUUCCUGCCUCUGAGUCUGUCAAGCCUGACUUUAAAAAAAGCAGUCCUUGUCAUCUGAGAUUGGGUUGCCUGAGGCACUUGGAAAUGGACAGGUGAGUAUUGCAGAGAUUAUGAGAAUAUUCCUCAUUUGAAAAAAGACCAGAGUGCACCUCCUGUGUGCCUCACUGUAGCUAAAAACAGAAAAAAGUGCACAGCAACAGCAACAACAUUAAAACCCAUAGCUACUUUACUAAAUAUGAAACUCUGUGCCAUAAUGCAAAAAAAAAAAAAAUCAACAACAAAAAAACCAAAACCAAACAAAAACAAACAAACAAACAAACAAACAAAAAAACCCACCACCUCAAAUAGUGACUUUCUCACAUGUUUCUGAGAAAAAAAGGCAAGAUAUUUGUUCACACUUUCAGAUAUAGAAUCAUAGAAUCAUAGAAUUAACUGGGUUGGAAGAGACCUCCGAGAUCAUCAAGUCCAACCCUUGAUCCAGCCCCACAGUGAUGCCUCUGGAUAUGCACAUAAUACAAAAUUUGUAUAGAAAAAAUGUUUCAUGGUCUAAGAGACCAUUGCAUACUAUGUGUGAUAGUAUUUGGAGAUGAGAUAAGAAACACUCAGUACAGCAUCAAUUUGAUCCUAAGAAACUGAUGUUCCAAAAUUUAAGGUCAGUAUAAAAUGUUGUUCUUUUUGUUUUGGUUUUUUUCCCUUGUUUAAUACAAGGCCAUAAAUAAUGGUUUUCUACUGAAGAAAACCCCAGUGGGAUUGUGGACCUUUAAAGUUGAGUUGUGAGGCUGGUGCUAAGCUCAGUAGGUGCUUAAAAAUGCAAACAGGCCUGGGGCCAUUAUUACAAAUGCUUUUAACAGCUGCCAGAGAGCCUCGGCUUGCUAUAGGGUUGUGCUGCUACACAAAGCCAUCCAAAAUGAUGACACAGAUUCAAACAAUUGAAAUAUAGCUGCCUAUAAUAGGUUGAGUGUUGACUAAUGGUCAGUACUGGUUAGAAGUGAUGAAUACAGAGGACACCAACACAGUUUUGGCUGCAACUUCUGGGUUACAGUUAUCUGCACCUGCUGGGUGCCCAAAUCACUGCGUUGCUGCCAGACUUGGCCACCCAGAGUCUGAGGGAGAAGCCACUUGGGUUGGAUUUUGUUCACAGAGACUAUCAAGCACAAUCUUGAAUGAGGGUUAAGGAACAUUUCCCUCCUUGGGGAAUUUGGGUAUAGAUGUCUCCAAGACGUCAGUCUGGAAGGAGGACCCCAUUUCAGCCACCUAGGUCAGCCUGUGACAGCUUGAGUUUAUUUGAGAGGGAAGGAACAUAUAUCUCUAGCCUGGCCUUCUGGAACUCAUCACCUCUGUCUCUUCCACCCCUCCAGCCCUCAACAAAGUUUCAUUCCUCCUCUAUUCCUUUUCUUAGUGAUUUAUCAUUUGAUUUCAGGCGAAAGGACAUUUUAUCUACCACACACUGCAGGAGAAUUAACAUAGCUGAUUUGCUUCCUGACCAUACUCUUUUCUCAGUUACUCUACUGCAACUUUUGCUUCUGACUGCAGUGAUUGAUGAUUACAAUUACAGUUGUUUGAAUUAUUCAGUGUAAUAAGACAACCAGAUGAACUGAGAUCCUUCAUCACUCACAAAAUGAGGACUCAAAUUUCCCAGGAUGUAUCUGUCAUCAUCCUCUAGUGUUCUUUCCAUGGGUACAAGAACACAGUUCAGUAGUGGAGGCCUUGCUACCUUUUCACUUCUGCUUAGUAUUUUGGAAGUGGUCGUUUCAGGAUGAUUUCCUCAGAACAGUCACAAAGCAAACAGAUUUACUGACCAUAUAUACACUGACUAAACAGACCCAUUGGUUUGUCAUUGUUCCAGCAGGAUAUGAAGUAUAGCCCUUAGGAAUAUCAAACUGGUGACCCAGUUUUCAAACAGGUAAAAGAUAUUACUGUGUCAGAUAUGUUAGAUUUGUUAUUAAUGUCACUAUGUUUAAACUGUGUCUGGCAUUAAUAUGGAUGAUACCAGGUGAAGAGCUUCAGAAUUAAUCUCUAGGGUAGGUAACCUAGAUCUUAUUUUAGUGAGGAGAGUAUCUCCUACCCUUCAGGUGCCUUAUCUUCUCCUGAAUAUUUCUGAGUAUCUGCUCUAUAUGUUUAAUAAGAUGAUUACUGUAUAUAUUUAUUUUAUAUAUCUACAUAACUUCAUUCCCAUAAAUAUAGAAUGCAGUGUGACAUGUUGCCAUUAUCCAUAAUACUAGUGGCAUGUAUAGAUAGGGCAUACUUCAGUUCAGAAUGAAAUCCUGUGCAUUAGACCACAUAUCUCCCCAAAUCAAUCUAGAGUAAAUAUCCACUCUUAUAUCCCAAGCACAAACUUUAGUUGAAAAAUUAGUGCUAAAUAUGAAAUAACAACAGAAAUAUCUACAUAUACUUUCUGCAUAAAACAUCAAAGCCAAAAUUCUGAACAGAGGUGGGUCUAAAUUCUUCUGGUCUUAAUCUCCCUCACAACCCCCAGUGUAACCUAACCAGUGCUAGAGACCUGCAUAAAUUACAGCAGUGCUACAGGUCUAAACUUCUGUCUCCUUUUCUGUCAUCCUUAUCUCACACAUCAGGAUUUGUUUAGCCGCCCUUCCCAAAAGAGCUGGGGAUGAGCUUACCACAAUGGUAAGAGUCUCCCUUGGAUGUUUUGUCCUAUCAUUUUUUACUUGAUACAAAGGAGUGGAUGAUGGAAUGAUGCUCUCUGUACCACCUCUGUUGGUGGUACCCAGCCAGAGUCAAAUGUGUGUGGAGUCAAACCCAGAGAGAGUCAAACCAUGACCCAGAGUCAAACCCAGCCAGAGUCAAAAUGUGUGUGGUUUGCUCACCCCAUAUUAUCUUCACUUCUUAAAUAUUUGUGUCAUUUAUUUUUCAUUGAUAUGACUUCAUGGGGAAUGGUCCUUCUACCACUGUCUGUAUUAGUGCACGGUACUCCCACAUGAGUACAGGCAUUCUCCAUUCAUUAUUUGCUGUUUGUCAUGUCCUCUUCAUUACUUGACCAUAGAAGAACUUAUCCUCAUCCAGCAAGGGACUAGAAGUAAUAACAUUUGUUUCACCACAAGUAGCUGUACAGGGAAUGUAGCAGUUGAAAUUAGCAAUAAAACCAUAAAUCCUAAAAUAAAAUGUUCUUCUUCAAAAAUAUGUGAAAAUGAGACUAAGAUUUGCUAACAUUAGGCAGGAUCAGAAACAAUUCACAAAUGAAAACAUAAUAGAAAUGAAAGAGUUCAAAUUCAUUAGAUUAUUUAUUUGGAAAAUAUAAGCCUAAGAGCUUUAAUGGUGAGUAAAAAUGGAAAUGAUGAUGUUUCCUGAACUGCAGAGCAUCUACCCCAUAUACAGUCAGAGUAAGAAAGUCAGCUGUGAGGCUGACAUAGAGUUAUAGCAUGCAGUUUGCAACACAAGACUGUAUAAUUUCUAAAAGGUUUGUGAAACUCCUGAAGGAGGAAUGCAUUUACCAGAACUGGGAUUAACUAAUAAUAGUUAAUGAAAUUUGUAUCCUAAUUUGAAAGCAUUUUCUUAAAGUCCCUGAUGGAAGGGAAAAGGAAGGUAAUGUGCUCAAAUGAGUUUUGAAAUAAAUAAAUUAUUUUUAAAAAGGCUGAGAGUGGAUUUGCAAUCCAGACCUAAUACUCGGUUUGCUCCUAGUAUCCAGAUUAUAGGGGAUUAUCACAGAUCAAACCCCCUUAACAGAAAGGAGCCUUUUAAAUCCACCUCAGCAUUGCCCUUAUUAGGACUGAAGGAGAGAGGCUCCUUCCACUGGGAGGAAAGAAGCCCUUAAUUCAUGGCUUGUCAGAAGAAAGGCGCUUGCUUCAGCACUGAACCAGGUUAGUUAUGGCCUUAAUUUACACGUCCUGGUGGAAGGGACGAUACCUUUAAGUAAUAAUGAACAAGUGUGCGUUGACAGAAUAAUAAUCACGGAUUGAAAAGGUUACAGCAGAGAAGGUGGUAAAGCGAAGUGCCUGCUUUAAUUCCGCUGGGUGCCAUAAUACCAGGACUCAGGAGCUGCACUUACAAUAUAAAAUAACAUUAGUGUGGCAAUUAGGACUUAAUGGUUUGUGGAGAGAAGUCUGCAAGACUUUAUAAAAACAUCCAAAUUAGUCUGUAUUCAAGUUUUACUUCACUCUCACUUUUUUUUCCUGGCUGUAUUGCCCUCUUCCUCAAAGGCAGAGUUCUCUUAGAACACUAUGAAGAAAUGCUAGAGAUAUCAGGACCACUUCUCAGUUUGUAUAUAUGGGUAUAAUCUCAAGGACAUUUCUGUCAAUUUAUUCAAACUGAAGAAUCUGGCCUGGGGUGCCUCUGAAUAAAGUUGCUGACCUAGAAAAACUCAUUUUCUCCAGUGAGCAGACAAAAAACAAAUCACUAGAUGUAUAUUGACCUGGUGUCCUAUUAAAAAAGUUUUGAGCUCUCUUAAGCUGCAGACAGCCUACAAUCACUUAGAGAAAUAUGACUCAAAUGGGAACUUUUAGAGUGAAUUUAAACUCCAUAAAUUUUGUUAGGAUUCUUUGCUGUUCUCAGAAGGAAGAAGUCACCCAGGUUUCUGGGAGAUAAUUUGGAUUUCUUACAGUUUUCUUUGAUUCUUGUUGGUUCCUGUCACCAUAAUAUCAGGGUGUCAAUGGCCUGGCAGUAUUGAGCUUGGCAGAAAACCCUGGAGAGUAUGUGGAAACUUCUCCAUGUGUGGGAGCUUAGGUUUUUUUGCAGUGCUCUACAUGGCACAAGAUUUUGAACUUCUACAAAAAUAUAUUUCUUCAAUAGUCUUCAUAUGUGAUACCCAUUCAGCACAUCAAAGAGUCAGUGGCUGACAGAGUGUGUAUAAAUCUCAGGCACCGAGGCAAAAAUAGACAGCGCCAGUGUCUCCAUUCCUUUCUGACCAUUGCACAGUUCUGAAGAGCUGUCUAAAGACAUGGUCCUCUGACCACUGGAAGGGUCUAGCUAAUUUCCUCAAACUUACAGUAAAAACUGACAGAAGUGAAGCAUGUCCUUGCCUCUUCAUUGAUCUCUCUUCCCUUUUCUUUCACACACAUACAAAUUUUCUGUUUCAAUUUACUGUGCUUCUUACCUCUGGUAGAUAUGCUUAUAAGACUAUAUAUUCUCUGUCUGAAACUGAAAGCUCAGACACCACACACGUCUGUAUUGAUCCACAUACCGGCACUGUAAGUAUUCUAUUAUUUCCAGGGGAGAUUUUAAACCACCCCUUUCCUUUUAGGAUACCCUUUUUGUAGGUUUGGUGUGAAAUAAAAAAACAUAUGUGCA
Messenger RNA from Myiozetetes cayanensis, 14423 nucleotides. RefSeq names its product leucine rich repeat and fibronectin type III domain containing 2 (gene LRFN2). Lineage: Eukaryota; Metazoa; Chordata; Aves; Passeriformes; Tyrannidae. Gene Ontology annotation, cellular component: cell surface; postsynaptic density membrane. The record is from RefSeq and is a predicted model, not a curated record. Gene Ontology annotation, molecular function: protein binding.